Molecule: messenger RNA, 1204 nt
Organism: Glycine soja
Lineage: Eukaryota; Viridiplantae; Streptophyta; Magnoliopsida; Fabales; Fabaceae
Exons: 1
Coding region: 226-816 (196 amino acids)
Source: RefSeq, a predicted model, not a curated record
UUUUUCCACACAAAAAGUGUAGGGCAUCCUUUAAAUAAACUAAAAAAACAAAGGACAAAGUGGUAAUUCACCAGUGUUGGCAUCCCAUAUAAACUACAACAACAACAGCCCCCAAGUACAUAACCCAACACAACACUGAUGAUCACUCUCUCACACAGUCACAAACUGUUUCUCUAAACAAUUUCUAUCUACACCUGCCCCCUUAAGAACAAAAAAAAAAAAAACAUGUUUAGCCCUUCGCAUCUCAAAACCUUGUACCCUCUUCAACAAGCCUUCUCAGUAAAACCAUCUUCAACCAUAAGCUCCAUGAAGCUAAAGAGAAUCGUGCACACCCUCAUAGUUUCCCACUUGUGCCGAAUCAUUCGUGCACUCUCCAAAGUCAAAGAUGUUAUGGUUGAGAUUCUUAAAGAAAACUCAACCAUGAUCCACAAAAAGCACUACAACAACUACAGACGCAAGAAUAAGAUCAUCCUAGGCUCCUUCAGGCUCCACUACAACUGGUGCUCCUCCAAAUCCUCGCAUGUGUUGCCGGUUCCCGAACCGGUUUACGCCACGUGCCGCGACUCGGGGGAGCCGCCGCGAGACGAAGAAGAUUGCCCCUACCUAAGGUGGCUUGAGGAGAAGGUUGAAGUUGAAGGUGGUGGUGGUGAUAAUAGUAAUAAUAAGGGUGCAAGUGCAACAAAUGAUGAGCAUGAUGAAAUGAACGAGAUUGAUGUGCUGGCGGAAAUGUUCAUUGCCAAUUGCCACGAGAAGUUCAGGUUGGAAAAGCAAGAGUCUGAUAGGAGGUUCCAUGAAAUGCUGGCUAGAAGCAUGUGAAACCCAAAAAGCUCAACAUGUUUUGGUGUUUCUUUUGAAAGUUGGUUUCCCACAUUCGAAUUCGAACUUGUUGUUGACUAUUUGGGAAAAUCUUGUCCAUCACCAUCGCAUAUCAAAUGUGUCCAGGGUUUUAUUUAUUAUUUAUGGAUCAUAUAUAGUAUUAAUUUUCCUUUUUCUUUUUAUCCAAACUUUUCAAAAGAGUAAGUGAGGGUUUGAAGUUUGAAGAAUUGUACAUGAUAUAUGGGAGAUAUGGGAUUGGGAAUUGUGCAAUUCUUCUGUCUGUUGAUACGGUCACGGUGGGCUUCAACUUUUAAUUUGCAGAUUUAUUUUGACAAUAAUUGAGAAGUGCUGUUUGAAAUUAUAUGUAGAUCUCACCUUAUAGAAAAAA